AUGAAGAAGGUAGCCAAAGAUUUGGACCAAGUUGCGGAGGAAUGGUUACGAGAGCACAAGGAAAAGAGAGCUGAAAAUGUGGCAAAUAGUGAGGAAGAUUUCAUGGGAGUGCUACUAUCUGUUCUCAGUGAUACAGAGGAGCAUGAGGCCGAUACCAUCAACAAAGCCACCAGUCUCGUCAAACAAGAACUAGACAUUCAUGUUGGCAAGGAUAAACUCCUACUGAUUGAAUCAGACACCAAAAACUUAGUGUAUCUUCAAUCUGUGAUUAAGAAAACACUACGCCUAUACCCUGCUGCUCCACUUAGUGUAACCCAUGAAGCUAUUGAAGACUGCUCAGUUAGUGGAUACCAUGUUUCAGCUGGAUAUGACUUUGAAUUAAUUCCAUUUAAUAGUGGUAGAAGAAUGUGCCCUGGAUAUUUGUUUGCGCUUAAGAUUUUGGAACUUACAUUAGCUAAUGUGCUACGUUGGUUUGAGUUUGAGACUCCUUCAGGCGAAACUGUUGAUAUGCGUGAAUCUCCAGGACUGACAAAUCCUAAAGCAACUCCAUUGGAAGUUCAUAUAACUCCUCGCCUUCCUACUUUUGUUUACCAAUCUACCAAUUAA
Molecule: messenger RNA, 606 nt
Organism: Gossypium arboreum
Lineage: Eukaryota; Viridiplantae; Streptophyta; Magnoliopsida; Malvales; Malvaceae
Product: cytochrome P450 CYP82J17-like
Exons: 3
Coding region: 1-606 (201 amino acids)
Biological process (GO): defense response to other organism
Molecular function (GO): heme binding; monooxygenase activity; iron ion binding
Source: RefSeq, a predicted model, not a curated record